Prinia subflava (tawny-flanked prinia) is the source of this 1678-nucleotide messenger RNA. RefSeq names its product lectin, mannose binding 1 (gene LMAN1). The transcript is spliced from 13 exons. Gene Ontology annotation, cellular component: Golgi membrane; endoplasmic reticulum-Golgi intermediate compartment; COPII-coated ER to Golgi transport vesicle. Gene Ontology annotation, biological process: endoplasmic reticulum to Golgi vesicle-mediated transport. Lineage: Eukaryota; Metazoa; Chordata; Aves; Passeriformes; Cisticolidae. The coding region runs from base 55 to 1557 and encodes 500 amino acids. Gene Ontology annotation, molecular function: D-mannose binding. The record is from RefSeq and is a predicted model, not a curated record.
CGAAUCACCGGCCGCCCCGCUGGCCCUGUGCGUCGCACCCGCAGCUUGGCUAAGAUGGCGGCGCCGUUCGCCCCGCUGGUGCUCUUGCUCGCCUUCGGCCGCCCGGUACUUUCCGGUGCGCAGGCCACGGAGGGCGCGGCGGCUGUGCCGCAUCGGCGCUUCGAGUACAAGUACAGCUUCAAGGGGCCACACUUGGUGCAGGCGGACGGCACGGUGCCGUUCUGGGUGCACACGGGCAAUGCCAUCCCAAGUGCAGAUCAGAUCCGUAUAACAACCUCCUUGAAAAGCCAGAAAGGCUCAGUGUGGACAAAAAACAAAUCAAUGGUUGAAUAUUGGGAAGUGGAAGUGACCUUUCGAGUAACAGGAAGAGGCCGCAUCGGAGCUGAUGGAUUGGCAAUCUGGUUUACAGAAGAGCAAGGCUUGGAAGGCCCUGUUUUUGGGGCAGCUGAUAAAUGGAAUGGUGUUGGAAUUUUCUUUGAUUCGUUUGAUAAUGAUGGAAAGAAAAACAAUCCUGGAGUAAUUGUUGUAGGCAACAAUGGAAAGCUGCUGUAUGACCAUCAGAAUGAUGGAUCCACACAAGCACUGGCAUCCUGUCAGAGGGACUUUCGGAACAAGCCCUAUCCUGUGCGAGUAAAGAUCACUUACUACCAAAAAACACUGACUGUAUUAAUUAAUAAUGGCUUUACUCCGGAUAAAGAGGACUAUGAAUUUUGUGCCAAAGUGGAGGAUAUGGUGUUGCCAUCACAAGGGUACUUUGGAAUAUCUGCAGCCACAGGGGGACUUGCAGAUGACCAUGAUGUGCUGUCAUUUCUGACCUUCCAGCUGACUGAGCCUGGAAAGGAAGCACCAACACCAGAUGCAGAAAUCCCUCAGAAAGAUAAAGAGAAGUAUCAAGAAGAGUUUGAACACUUUCAGCAAGAAUUGGAUAAGAAGAAGGAAGAAUUUCAAAGGGAACAUCCUGAUGUGCAAGGACAACCAGCAGCAGAUGAUGUUUUUGAAACUGUGAGUGAUCGUGAACUGAGGCAAAUCUUUGAGGGGCAGAAUCGAAUUCAUCUGGAAAUCAAACAGCUUAACAGGCAACUGGACAUGAUUCUGGAUGAGCAGAGAAAAUACGUCUCUGCAGUCAUAGAGGAGAUUGCCAAAAGAGGACUAGGGUUUCCAGGUCUGCAGGGACAGGUUUCCCAGCAAGAGAUACAGACAGUUGUGAAAACCCAAGCAGAGGUCGUUAGACAAGUAAAGGAAAUAAGAAGUUCUGUGACUGAUGCUCUGAGAUCCAUCAGUGGGGCUCAACACCCUGGCUCUGCAGGAGUCUACGAAACAACUCAGCACUUCAAUGACAUCAAAGAACAUCUUCACGUAGUAAAGAGGGACAUAGAGCAUUUAGUACAACGCAACACGCCAUCCAGUGAGAAACAGAAGUGUCCAGAGUUGCCACCAUUUCCAUCCUGCUUAUCUACAAUGCAUUUCUUCAUAUUUGUGGCAAUGCAAACUGUGUUAUUCAUUGGUUAUGUCAUGUAUAGGAGCCAACAAGAAGCAGCAGCCAAAAAGUUCUUUUGAUGACCUGUUCUGUUUGUGUGUACAUAACAGCAGUCUGUAUGCACAGAAAAUUCUAUACUUCUGUAAAUGAGGGAAAUUUUAGUGUUGGAUAUACUUCAAUAUUAUAAAUUAUUGAUUUUUU